Messenger RNA from Pleuronectes platessa (European plaice), 1427 nucleotides. RefSeq names its product complement decay-accelerating factor. Lineage: Eukaryota; Metazoa; Chordata; Actinopteri; Pleuronectiformes; Pleuronectidae. The record is from RefSeq and is a predicted model, not a curated record. The coding region runs from base 111 to 1136 and encodes 341 amino acids. The transcript has 13 exons.
GUUCAUUGAAGAAACUUACCGUCGCGUCUCUCUCACCUCCGAUGAAGAGUAACUGGGACCGAAGGGACUAGAAUCACUGGGUUAUUAUCCGUCUCCCUCCGCGGCAGGACAUGGACUUCCUGCUGGACACCUGUGGACGGCGGAGGUGUCUGCUGGUGGUGAUGCAGCUGUUGGUGUUGAAGGCAGCAGCCAACUGUCCCAAACCUCAGGUAGGGGAUCAUAUAGUUUUGACAAAUGAGGCACUUCUCAUGAAUGAGUUCCCAGAAGGCUCCACUGCCACCGUGGAGUGUGCUCACGGAUUCGUUAUCGACACUGGCUCCGGGGUCCUAAGCUGCACUGGUGGGAAAUGGACCGAACUGGAUCUCAGGUGUAAAAAGAAGGAUUGCGGUACCCCCAAACCUCAGCCUCACUUGAUUUUCAACCUCACUGAGGGAACUCUGUUUGGGGCUGAAAUAGAAGUCAGAUGUGAGAAAGGAUUCCAGAUCAGUGGAUCGAGCUUCAAAAUGUGCUACGCUACAGGCUGGAGUGGAAGGGCCAAGUGUGAAAUUGCAACGUGUGAGCUCCCUGAUGAAGUGGCCAAUGGCACAAGCCUGUGGGCGUCUCAAGACGAACCCACAUAUGGAGAAAUCGUGGAGUUUGCCUGUAAUGACGGAUUCACCCUCGUUGGUAACAAGAGCAUCGUGUGCAGUGAUGGUGGUAGAUACUCUCCUGCUCCUCCUGAAUGCAGAGGUGCGACAACAGGAGAUAGAAUAACACCAAGUCCUGCGCCCACAGCACAAGGGUCCACUUCCACAGAUUCAUCGACAAUAUCCACAGAUCACAGAGAUAAAAGUAUAACAACCAGGGCGACAGCAACAGUCUCACCCACAGCACAAGGUGGCAGAGACACUUUGACAGAGGAAGCUUCUACAACCAGAGCUUCAUCAACAACGAUGUCAUCUGGAGAUAAACGCGACGGGGGUGUGAAUACUUACACAGAUACUGGAUAUACGGCAGUUGUCGUCUCUGUCGUAUGCGUUUCACUAGUUGCAACUAUACUUGUGUUCGGUUUAUACAAGUUUCUUCAGAGGAAAAAAGGCUCAUAUGACACCAGAGAAGACCUGAAGCCGGAGUUAUUACUGUUCCAAAAUCUUUAGCUCUCACCCAGCUCCUUCAAUGGAACCGCCCCUAUCUGAUGAAGAACAUCUGUGACCCGGGGGACGGACGUGCCAGCAGACUGCGCCUCUCUGAGUCGAAAGGGAAAAACUGUUCAUAUCAUUGCACUUCAGAGGAUCAUCCCUGCCCUCUGCUUUUUUUUAAAUUAUGUAUAAUUUCGAUUUACACAUUCAUUUUAACACAAAAAUGUAAAUAUUUUUGCCACUACUAUUUUGUACUUUAUUUAUGUUAAAAGAAAACUGGAGUAAACUUUUCCUUUGUAUUUAAAAAUA